AUGGAUUUAUCACUGGCUAGUCAGUACUUGGGCCAGCUGCCCGCUGGCUUCGAUCAAUCGAUCUGGGCUCAAUAUAGCACUCGGAAGACUGCUGCUAUCAUUGGCGACUUCAAUAGGACCGCUUUGGAGGCUCCCUGGGAAGCAAAUGCAACGGACUCAUCUCUUCGGGCUGCGAAUGACUUCCUCAACACAACCGACUUUGUAGCAUUCGACCCAUCAUUCUUCAACUUGAUUGGGUCUGAAGCGAGAGUCGAGCACGUCUGGAACCCAGCGAACACGACUAUCCACGAAGCAUCAUGUUUCAUUCCUGAGCUGAACUCGCUCUACUUUGCGUCCUGGGGCUUCAACCACGAUUGGCAGUUCCUUCUCAAUGCCACGACGAACGAAGUCAAGCAAAUAACGACGGAUCCUCCGGUCAUCAACGCACAUGGGUGUCAGAUGUACAAUGGAUCUCUGUACAUCACCACGGACGGUGGCGGAGGCACCUACGCGUCAGUCGUGAAGGUCGAUCCACUUACAUGGAAGUCGGAAGUCAUUUUGAACAACUUCUACCAGCAACCUUUUCGGGGUUUUAACGAUCUCGACAUUGACCCACAAGGCAACAUCUGGAUGACGGACUCUUCCUCCGCAUGGAGCAACUCCCUCACUGACUUCGCACCCGCGACCUCACCGGCGGUCUACUUCCUCAAUAUGACCACGCGAGCCGCCAAAUGGCUCUUCGAAUCACAAGGCAACGUCAAUGGCAUCGCCUACGGUCCCUCCGGUACCCUGUACGUCGACGUGACAGACAUUUCCAGCGGGCGGCCCAAGGUUCUUGAUCCCACCGAGUCGCGGGCUCUGUGGUCGUUCGACACCCGCGGCGGUAGACCUCAGCUGCACGAUCAGGUGCUGUUCUCAAACCCGAUUUCGAGGUACUAUGAUGGUGUCAGGGUGUCGAGGAACGGAUAUGUCUGGGCGGCGAGUGGAGAUGGGCUAGACGUUAUUGAACCUGUUGAUGGAACUGUCAUUGGGAGAGUGAGGGUCGGUGGCGGAGCGUUUGCUCCGGUCAAUGUCGCAUUCGAGGAUCACGUGCUAUGGAUUGUGGGCAAGGGUGGUGUGUGGAAGGUUGAUGGUGUGAAGGAGCGAUUGGCAAGGGAUUGGUGA
Molecule: messenger RNA, 1143 nt
Organism: Zymoseptoria tritici IPO323
Lineage: Eukaryota; Fungi; Ascomycota; Dothideomycetes; Mycosphaerellales; Mycosphaerellaceae
Exons: 3
Coding region: 1-1143 (380 amino acids)
Source: RefSeq, a predicted model, not a curated record